AGACCGUGGCGCGUAGUCUGAAGUGAACGGCUUGCUGAAACACACGUUCGCCGUUGCAGUGUACGUAUUUCGCGCGAUCUCAGUUUUUGAUUCCGAAGUAUAUCUUUGUAACCGUCGAGUUUUCCGUUUUUUUUUUUUUUUAAUAAUUUAUCAACCGAAUAGUUUCGUUCUCAUCGACACGAGUCUUUCUGACUAGGUAUUAUUUUUCUUUUAACGUUUACCUAUGAGCGCAGUAGUGUCUGACUAAAACGAAUCGAGAAAUUUAACACCAUAUUAAUUAUUAUCGCAUACUUAUUGAUAUACGCUCAAAAAUAUAAUUAUUAUACAUAUUAAACAUAACACAAGUACACCGUGCUCGCGUUUUGGACAGAUGCAUCAAUAGACGCCAAAUCGAUUUUGAAUAAUUUCAUUAAGAUUUAUUUUAAAAAUGGAUCCACUUGACGAUGUUGAAUAUGGUGAACCUCAUCAUCACCUGCUUAAAAGACCACCUGUAGAUAUCGAGUUUUCAGACCUGACUUACAGUGUACCACAAGGACGAAAUGGAUCAAAAAUUAUUCUUCGAAGUGUAAGCGGUUUGUUUAGAUCUGGAGAACUAACAGCGAUACUCGGACCAUCUGGUGCUGGAAAAAGUACAUUGAUAAAUGUAUUAGCUGGCUAUAGAUGUGGUGAUGCCCGAGGUUCCAUCAUGGUAAAUAGUCGACCAAGAGAAAUGAAAUCAUUUCGAAAAAUGUGUCGUUACAUAAUGCAAGAAGACCUUUUGCAACCAGCACUUACAGUAUUAGAAUCGAUGGAAAUAGCAUCUGAUUUAAAGCUUGGUUAUACAAUUUCUAAAGAAAACAAACUUGACUCUAUCGAAAAUAUUCUUCAAAUGCUUCGCCUAACUAAAUCGAAACACACACUUAUGGAGAAUUUAUCCGGUGGAGAAAGAAAACGAUUGUCCAUCGCUUUAGAGCUUGUUAACAAUCCCCCUGUAAUAUUUUUGGAUGAACCUACAACUGGUUUAGACGACUUAUCCAGUUCUCAAUGUGUGUCACUACUUAAAGAUCUUGCUUAUGGCGGUAGAACAAUUAUAUGUUCCAUACAUACACCCAGCGCAAAAUUAUUUGCUAUGUUUGAUCAUGUAUAUAUAGUGGCCGAAGGACAAUGUAUGUUUGCUGGAGUUGGCCAGGAUAUGGUUCCAUAUCUAUCUACUAUAGGACUCAAUUGCCCUAAACAUUACAACCCAGCGGACUUCAUGAUCGAAGUUUGUAGUAGAGAGUAUGGCGAUUAUUCGGAAAAAAUGUCAACGGCCGUAGACAACGGUAAAUGUUUGAGAUGGUUUAAAGAUAAUUCUGAAACAAGAAAACCAAUUAAACGCCGGGCAUCACAAUACGAUACGGUUUCCAAUCAUCUGUACGAUUUUUCUAGUACAGGAUGGUCUCAGUUUAAUGUGCUCCUCAGGCGAAUGAUGAUACAGCAUAAAAGAGACUACACAUAUUUAUUAUUCAAACUAUUUAUGUACACAUUCAUCGGUCUAGUAGUUGGUGGUAUGUUUUUUCAAUUUGGAAAUGACGCUUCUAUGACUAUUUUCAAUUAUGGUUUCAUAUUUAUUACCAUAAUCGUUUUUAUGUAUACACCACUUAUGCCAGUAUUGUUAAAAUUUCCUAAAGAAGUUCAGCUAUUAAAACGGGAAUACUUCAACCGAUGGUACGGACUAAACGCUUAUUUUUGUGCACUCACAUGUUCACAACUCCCAAUGCAGAUUAUCCUAUCGUCAAUCUACAUAGCAAUAACUUACUUCUUAACUAAUCAACCAUUAGAAUGGGAAAGAGGAAUUAAAUUUUCUGUUGUGUGUUUGAUGGUGUCCUUGUCAUCAGAGAGUAUGGCGUACGCAAUUUCCUCACAAUUCAAUGUUACGAAUAGCGUGUUCUUCGGACCGUGCGUGGCGUGUCCGAUGAUGCUGCUGGCGUCGUUCGGGCUGGGCUACGAAGAGGACGAGAUACCUCGCAUCAUCCGGUUGGGCAUGAACUUCAGUUACCUGCGACACGGCGUCGAGGCACUGGUCAUGGCGGUGUACGGCAACGGCCGCGGCCGGCUGGAGUGUCCGAAGAGCGAGGACUACUGCGACCUUCGCGACCCGUCGGCACUGUUCAAGACCGUCGGCAUGUCCGAAGUGACGUACUGGGGAUCGAUGAGCGCCCUGUGUGGCAUGUUCGUCGCGUUCAAGGUGGCGUCGUACAUAAUGCUCCGGCGGAGACUCAGCACCAAGCCGUCGCUGCUGCUCAAGCUCGGUUUCGUCGGCCGCUUCAUCAAGGCCAACUUUAACAUUCCUCGCUAACCGCCGCCGCCGUCUCUCUUUCCCCACGUCUCAAUCUCUAUUUGAACAUAAUAUAUUAUAAUGUGUGUACAUAAUACAAUACCAAACAGCAUUUGUGAUAUAAACUUAUACUUUACGAUAACUUUAUAUGUAUAUUUAUA
Messenger RNA from Melanaphis sacchari, 2457 nucleotides. RefSeq names its product ATP-binding cassette sub-family G member 4-like. Gene Ontology annotation, cellular component: plasma membrane. The record is from RefSeq and is a predicted model, not a curated record. NCBI's taxonomy places the organism in Eukaryota, Metazoa, Arthropoda, Insecta, Hemiptera, Aphididae. Gene Ontology annotation, molecular function: ABC-type transporter activity; ATP hydrolysis activity; ATP binding. The transcript is spliced from 11 exons. The coding region runs from base 428 to 2317 and encodes 629 amino acids.